AUGAAACUCAUAACUUUUUUAACCGUCUUUUUAGUAUUCAUUGUGAUCAUCGCUCAAGCAACUCCAACUCCUAAUAUAUACGAACGUACCAAAAAAGAAAAAAUAGGAAAAAAUUUAUACCUUGAUGGUGUAAGUUUUCAAGAUUCAUACCGUAAUGUCGCUACCAAAUUGAUAAAAGUCCACCAUCAAUACAAUUCACUCUUUUCUUCGUUCGGCGACUCUGUAAAAGCCGCCGCAAAGAAGGAUAAAUUACCUGUACCAGAAUUUUUCACUGAAUGGAAUGAUAAUUAUGUUGAAAAAGCAAAAGAAGCACACCAAAUCUAUUUAGUUUUUAUCGCGAAACUUGAAUCAUUUAAGAAAAAGCUUGAUGAAGCAUAUAAAGGCAAAUAA
Molecule: messenger RNA, 390 nt
Organism: Diversispora eburnea
Lineage: Eukaryota; Fungi; Glomeromycota; Glomeromycetes; Diversisporales; Diversisporaceae
Source: the annotation of a GenBank genome assembly